Trichobilharzia regenti is the source of this 765-nucleotide messenger RNA. Lineage: Eukaryota; Metazoa; Platyhelminthes; Trematoda; Strigeidida; Schistosomatidae. The record is from the annotation of a GenBank genome assembly.
GGUGUCGCUGCCUACCGACAAAUGGAAAGUCUAUGGCCUGCAGUUUUUGAUGAAGACAUAUGGAUUUUCGGGCAGGACUUCGAGCUUUCUGCGCAGUUAAGUGGCGUUCAAGAUCUGUCACUGAUGAGGCUGCUACUUGGGACGCUCCUGGGAGGUCAGGAGAAAGCAGCAUAUGGAAUUGCUAGGCGAAAUACCAACGAAUAUGCGACAGGGUCAGCCAAACAGUUUCCAAAGUGGGAAGCACCACAUAUGGUCACGUUGAGAUGGAGUUACGCAGACACAAUCGCAAUAUUAAACGAAGAGAAACAGAUGAACACCAGCGAGUACCGAGAUUCCAAACAGCAACACAAACGAGCGAAGACACUACAACCAAGAAAACUGAACAAACUUCAGUUGCAAGUCUUUGACGGAGGGACGAGUGUGAUGAGAGCUGGCUUCUAGCCAAAACUGGUGGACAGUAAUUUACGUCAAUGUUUAUGUCCCCAAUAUUGGUUCGAGAGAAAAGUGAGAACACAGACUUUGCGUAGGCGGAUAAAGUUAGCAUAGAGAUGAUCUGUUGCCUGACUCUUGGCUCCUAUUGUUACACUACCACUACUAAAUGUACUCUCAAAAAUAAAAAAUAUUGUCUGUCUCUCUGUCUGAUUUCGAAAUAGAACUUUGCACAUAUGUGCACCAGUUCACGUCACAACACUCCCUCCUUGUAGCACACAAAGCAAGAGAAGAGAGGACAAGAAAUGCAUAAUAGAGACAGCACACAGAGGCGUG